UAUAAAAACAAAACAGUUACAUUAUAAUACUCGUCCAAUCUCAUGAGUUUAGAAUUUUGUUGUGAAAAAUCUAAAAAUGAAUAGUUUAAAUAUUUUAGCACUGACACUAUGUAUUUUUUUACCGAUAUACCAGGCAUUUCCAUAUAACAUCGAAGAAGAGUACGAGUUAAAAUACUUGCAAGUGAAAAACCAAAUUCAAACAGUUGUCAAGGAAUACACCGAAGAUUUAGUGUUAGCUCAAGAGCGACAAAAAUUUUUAGUAACAACAGCAGAACAGUCGUUGGAAAAAGAAAUAGAACAACUUAAUCAGUAUAUUAAGGAAACUACAAUUAAAGCAGAAAGAGAAUCUAAAGACAUAAGUCACUGUAUCACAGACGAGGACAUAAUUAACAAGCUGUCAAGUAAUAUUGAAAAACUGGAAACCUGUCAUAUGCAACCGAGUUUAGAUUUUUUACAAAAAGAAUUGAAUUAUUUUAUGGAUCAAUAUAAUACGUUUAGUGACAUGGUUGCUACUUGUAUUGAAAAUGAGGAGCAGGUCACUUUUGGUACAACUGUUAUAGAUGGCAGACAUCCCUGUGUGGAUAAAAAUAUUAGUGAAAUAGAAUUAAGAAUGUCUGUUGUUGAGCAACUGUCCAGCCUUCUUUUGGAAAACGGUUACAAUUCGUGCCUUAACUGCCUCAAAAAUCAAAUACCUGAGGUUGAUAAAGAAAUAAUUUCGUUUGCUAGAAAUUAUGCAAAUUGUGUCGAUGAAAUAUUCGGUACUGAAUAUUAAUUAAUUAAAAAAUGUAAUUUUAAGGCUGUUUUUAUAUUUGAUGUGUUCUGUAUUUGAAUUCACAAUAAACGUAGUC
Molecule: messenger RNA, 848 nt
Organism: Psylliodes chrysocephalus
Lineage: Eukaryota; Metazoa; Arthropoda; Insecta; Coleoptera; Chrysomelidae
Source: the annotation of a GenBank genome assembly